CUCCCUCUCUCUCGGUAUUGAAAAUUAUUUAGGGUUUGGUUUGGGCGUCAAAGAAAUAAAAAAUCAAUUCCCUUUCGUAAAUAAUCUCCAUAUCAUAUCAUAUCCGGAUUCAUCGAAAAAUUAAUCGCCUCUUAAAUACCAAUUAGGGUUCACAAAAAUCCAUUUUCUUACUAUGAUUUUAUUCUCUUCACCUCUCGCCUUUCUUAUGUGUGAAAAUCUUCGUGUUUUCGGUCCCGGCCUCAAUCCUUUCUCUCCUUAUUGUGUUGAUCAUUACUCAACUUCUCGCUAAAUCGAUUUUCUUUUCUUUGAAAACUGAACAUGUAAAUCUGUCGGUUGCCCUUUUUCUCGCUGAGCUUUUUUGUUGUUUUUUUAAUUAAAAAAAAGCUAAUUGGAUCUUAUUGAGGACUUGAUUGAAAAAGAACAGGCGCACGCUAAUUGUUGGAUUGUGUUUGAUUUUGGUCUAUCUGUGUGCGUGUGCGUAUUUUUGUUGAAAUUAAAAAUUAUGCCACAGGAAGAUUGUGUUGCUGUUUCGUUGAGGCGUAACUUGUCGAGAAGACGGUCGUUUAGGUCAGUUGGGGGUGUUGACAGAGAUGAUAGAGGUUGGACUUCGCUUCAUAUUGGUGCUAGAAAAGGUGAUCUCAAACAGGUGAAACAUUUACUCGAUGAAGGAAUGGAUGUUAAUGUGCCUGCAUGGGGCCCCAAAUCAAAAGGCCUGACCGCGCUCCACCUUGCUGCUCAGGGUGGUCACCUUGAGAUUAUGGAUGAAUUGCUCGCUCGUGGUGCUAAUAUUGAUGCUAGAACCCUUGGUGCCUGUGGUUGGACACCACUUCACCGGGCUGCAAAGGAAAGGAAGAAAGAAGCAGUCAAAUUUCUAAUAGAGAACGGUGCAUUCUUGCCAGAUGAUAUGAAUGAUAGCAGAUUUAACCCGCCC
Molecule: messenger RNA, 931 nt
Organism: Populus euphratica (Euphrates poplar)
Lineage: Eukaryota; Viridiplantae; Streptophyta; Magnoliopsida; Malpighiales; Salicaceae
Product: ankyrin repeat and protein kinase domain-containing protein 1-like
Exons: 3
Biological process (GO): protein K6-linked ubiquitination
Cellular component (GO): BRCA1-BARD1 complex; BRCA1-A complex
Molecular function (GO): protein binding; ubiquitin-protein transferase activity
Source: RefSeq, a predicted model, not a curated record